GAGAUACUACAUCUUUCGCAAGAAGGAACUUUCGUACAUCUUAGUCGCGCUCUCGAUCAUCCAUAAACCGAUAGGGAAAUACAGUUUUACAUAGGAUUUUCGCCAAUAUUCUCCCAAAAAUUUAGUAAUUUCAGGCAAUUAGUCGCGCUCUUUGUAAAAAUAUUCAGAAUCAAGAACACUCGAACUGAAAGAAAUCUUGAAAGUGCCCUAUUCAGUGCCCCCCUUUUCGAUCUUACCGGCUUCGUGUCACAUUUACGCAGCCGAUGUUGAGAUUUUGGUUUGUACCCGACAUGCGUUUUGGAAUUGAGUUUGAGUAGAGAACCAAUUUUAAGAUAUUGCUAGUUUUGGUGAAUAGCACUGUGACGAUUCUUGGAGUGUAGGAUUCUGGUGGGUUAGAGAGAGAGAGAGAUGUUUUGGAGGGAGAGGAUGAGGGAGAACAGAGAAGAAAACGGUGGUCCUCCUAGCGGGCAGGUUAGAGUUCUAGUUGUUGGAGAUUCAGAUUUUUUGAUCGAUCAAAGCAUUAAAAUAGUGAUCAAGAUCAUGCGAGAUCGCGAAUUGCAAGAAGGCGUGGGGAAAACUUCUCUUGUUCAUCUGAUUAUGACUGGCUCUUCCAUUGCUCAACCUCCUCAAACAAUUGGGUGUAGUGUCUCUGUCAAGCAUAUUACUUAUGGAAGUUCUACGAACUCAUCAAAUAAUAUCAGAGACGACUCGGAUAGAGAUUUUUUUGUUGAACUCUGGGAUAUUUCAGGACAUGAAAGAUACAAGGAGUGCCAAUCUCUAUUCUAUUCUCAAAUAAAUGGUGUUGUGUUUGUUCAUGAUCUUUCUCAAAGAAGGACAAAGAUUAGCUUGAACAAAUGGGCAGCUGAAAUUUCAGCAACUGGCACAUUCUCGGCUCCUUUAUCGUCAGGCGGUCCUGGUGGCCUUCCUGUUCCCUAUAUUGUUAUUGGAAACAAGGCUGACAUUUCUGCAAAAGAAGGUGCACGGGGUAGCAGUGGUAGUCUGGUUGAUGUAGCUCGACAGUGGGUUGGGAGGCAGGGCUUGCAGGGCUUGCUUCCAUCGAGUGAGGAGCUUCCUUUAGCUGAGAGCUUCCCUAGCAGCGGAGGCCUUCUAGCAUCUGCCAAGGAAGCCAGAUAUGACAAGGAAGCCCUGAUGAAAUUUUUCCGAAUGUUGAUCAGAAGGAGAUACUUCCCGGAUGAAUUGUCUGGUUCAACCCCAUGGUCUGCCCAAGUUAACCGAACUUUUUCAGGGCCUGGUGAGAUUUCCAGCGACGAAGACCAGCAGUAUAAGAAUUCAAGUAGCACGCUAGGCCAACCGUACAAGUAUGAUGGACUUCCUCCGCUUCCUGCUCAGCACAACUUGACACCACCUCCGACACUUUAUCCUCAGCAGCCUAUGUCGAAACCAGACAGUUACAACAUCCCAAGAUUUGCCUUGGCAAAUUCCGAGGAUAUCGCUCGUACAAGAUCGAGGCGUAUGGAUAUUAAUGUGUGAUACCUGUUGCUCGUUAAACUGAGUAAAUCCCCAUCUGCUGUAUAUGGCUUCGCUGCUCGUUUAUAGUAUAUGUAUGUAUGGAAAAAUGCUCCUAUCUUAUGCAAAAUUUUCAGAUGAACUCUGUUUUACAGACCAUGAUCUUAUGUUGUAGUUCUUUUUCGAUCA
This is a messenger RNA of Salvia miltiorrhiza (redroot sage), 1656 nucleotides long. Its product is annotated as small GTPase LIP1-like. NCBI's taxonomy places the organism in Eukaryota, Viridiplantae, Streptophyta, Magnoliopsida, Lamiales, Lamiaceae. Gene Ontology annotation, cellular component: endomembrane system. The transcript has 8 exons. The coding region runs from base 409 to 1491 and encodes 360 amino acids. Gene Ontology annotation, biological process: intracellular protein transport. The record is from RefSeq and is a predicted model, not a curated record. Gene Ontology annotation, molecular function: GTPase activity.